Messenger RNA from Prunus armeniaca (apricot), 1410 nucleotides. The record is from the annotation of a GenBank genome assembly. Lineage: Eukaryota; Viridiplantae; Streptophyta; Magnoliopsida; Rosales; Rosaceae.
AUGGGCUUUUUCCGGCGACUCUUCGGCCCUAAAAGACCCAAAAGCACCACUUCGCCGACGGCCAACCACAACAAGGAAAAUAGGACUACUUCUGCCUCUAACAAACAAAAGCUCACCACCGCCUCCACAUCAUCAGCUGCUCAAGAAUGGGUAGGAUUGGACGCCAACAAGCACGCCAUAGCUGUAGCCGCUGCUACGGCUGCUGUAGCUGAGGCCGCUCUCGCGGCGGCUCAUGCGGCGGCCGAGGUCGUUCGCCUCACUAAUGGAGCUGGACCCGGCACUUCCGAGCACGUUAGCUUACCCGUGGCGGCGUCGGCUAGCGUCAGCCGCCAUCUGGCAGCCGUAAAGAUACAGUCUGCUUUCCGGAGAUACCUGGCAAGGAGGGCCUUAAGGGCACUUAAAGCACUGGUGAAGCUUCAAGCUUUGGUGAGAGGCCACAUAGUGAGAAAACAAUCGGCAGACAUGCUCAGGCGUAUGCAGACACUGGUCCGAGUACAAGCCCGAGCACGUGCAAGUCGAACACUCAUGUCAGACUCACUACAUUCUAGCAGAAAAUCCUCCCUAUCUCACCACCCUCUCCCAGAAAGUCCUGACAAAAUUGGAUACCAACCCCGUGCUUGUAGCAGCAAAUUUGAUGGACCCUCAAUACUGAAGAGAUGCGGUUCAAAUUCAAAUGUAAGGGAUGUCGUAAAUCUAGACAGAAGACGGCUGGCGUCAGGUUGGUUAGACCGGUGGAUGGAAGAAAGUGCGCGGAACAACCGCCGAGAUGCUUCACUGAGAUAUGAGCAAGCAGAUGACAUAAGGGGAGACAAGAUACUUGAAGUAGAUACUUGGAAGCCUCACUUGGGCUCCCAACGUAGACCCCAAACCUUUCAAACGGCACAUCAUGUUCUGACUUCGGAUCGUUACAACCCAACCUUCAUGACAUUUGACUCUCCAUCCAAACAUUCGAUGAAAGAACCAAACCUGAUUCCAAACCAAGCUUCUAUGGACGUCUUAUCACUGAGCUCUCUGAAAUAUGCUAUAGCAACAGAUGAAGCAGCUUUUAGGAAUGCUGAGAACAGCCCACAAGCAUUUUCUGCCUCCUCUAGACCUGGAAGUAGCGGUAGAAGAGGACAUCACUUCACGCCAGCAAGGAGUGAAUGCUCGUGGGGUUUCAUUAAUGGGUAUGCAGGUUACCCCAACUACAUGGCUAACACGGAAUCAUCCCGAGCUAAGGUCAGGUCACAGAGUGCCCCAAGGCAAAGGCUUGAGGUUGAGAAAUAUGGUUUGACCAAAAAGUCUGUUCAGGAGUUUUGGGAUGCUGGAACUUGUUCAGAUACUAGUUUUGCUCAAGAUUCCGACUGCCGGAAUAAAUCAGUUUUUAGCUCUAGCCGCUUGAACAGACUUGGGAGUGCCAGUCCACGGUGA